Messenger RNA from Rotaria sp. Silwood1, 456 nucleotides. Lineage: Eukaryota; Metazoa; Rotifera; Eurotatoria; Philodinida; Philodinidae. The record is from the annotation of a GenBank genome assembly.
AUGGAUCUACGAGAUGAAGCAUUUUAUGAUUUUAUUCGUCAAAUUUCUGGAAAGCGAGUGGUAGAGCUGCUUGCCUUUCAAGAUUGCAAUGGAGUUGACUCAUUUAUUGGAUGUCAAGAAUGUACUGAUGUACUUCGUUUUGAAUCUGAUCAAUUAAAUGAUCUUAAAAAGAAUAUGUGCAUUACAUUACGUGACGGAUCCGUUGCUCUUCUACCAGGUCUUGAAUCAUCGAUUAGUAAUCUCAUCAAACUCCUUAAAAGAGCUCCGAGCACUACUUCAUCCAAUCUAGCAAAAACAACUGUACCAACAUAUCAUUCAGCAAUUCAUACACCUUCACCAUCAGAUAUAUCAAUGUAUGCUAAUUCAUCUAACCCGUCAUCACUUUAUUUUUCAACUGCAUCUAAUCCUCUUAUAGAUCAGAUGUCAAAUAGAAUUUCAACAACUAUUAUCGAUUAG